UUCAGCACGAAAAAUUAAAGUCAAUAAAUUGACAUCAUUAUGAACUCGUCAAAAUAAUAAUAUUAUUUAUGUUUCCAAAAAGCAUAAGUUAUGUUUCAUUAAAUUCAAAUACAACAAAUUGGUAUCAAUAAUAAUAUUCUUAAAAUAUUAUUUAAACUUAAAAAUUUACGUUAAUACAGUUAAUGAUACAGCCAAUUUAAAAAAAUUGAAUUAUAAAAAUAAUUUAUGUGAUGUUGGACAAUUCUUUUCAUCUAAUCCGUCAUGAAGUUACCUUUCAACUUUAUUUUGGGCCCUCUUCUAAAACCCUAUUUGGGCAAUACUAAAAUGUUUUGCGGACAUCCGACGUUUACUAUUAGAAUUUUUUACACUUACUUCUAUGGGAUAGUUGGUUUGUGUCUUAGUGCGAAACAUUUAAGAAAACAUUUGGGCGAGACACCAACUUCUAAUAUAUCAACUGAUGAUGCUAAUUCAUAUCAAAAUUUUAUGUUUGUCCACGAUUUGAAGAUAAUCGCUGCGUCUAUGGGACUGGUGCAAUAUUUUUGCCUUGUCAUUGGAUGUAUUACCCAUAAUCCAGGACUAUUUUUACCUCACCUUGCCGGACAGCUGAUCUUAGUUUCCGCAAAACUUUUCCAUAUUCUUUUAUCACUGCCGCUUAUUAAAAUCAAGACUUUUGCCGGGCUGGCUCAUAAAAUAAUAUCUUUGAACUUGAUGAUAUUUAAUUGUCUUCAAGAGUUCUGUGUAUUUCGACAAUAUUUGUGCAUAUGUGAUUUGUAAUAAAUAUUUACAAUAUUUUCAAUAAAGCUUGAUAAGAUAC
Molecule: messenger RNA, 814 nt
Organism: Manduca sexta (tobacco hornworm)
Lineage: Eukaryota; Metazoa; Arthropoda; Insecta; Lepidoptera; Sphingidae
Exons: 3
Coding region: 262-774 (170 amino acids)
Source: RefSeq, a predicted model, not a curated record